AUGAACACGGCGGGAUUUCUUCCUUUUCCCACAACUGUGCGGGGUAUGCGAAAACCGAAAUGCGCCCGUUGCCGCAAUCAUGGAAUGGUGUCAUGGCUGAAAGGUCACAAGCGCCACUGUAAAUUCAGAGACUGCACCUGUAUAAAGUGCAACCUGAUCGCUGAGCGUCAGAGAGUAAUGGCUGCGCAAGUAAGUCUCAAGAGGCAACAGGCGGCUGAAGACGCGAUCGCGCUUGGAUUGAGAACCAUAUCAGGCGAAACGACAAACCUUGGCUUUCUACCACCAGGGCCAGUUUGGGGUAAGUUCACUGUAGAAGGUGAUAAGCAGGAAGCAUCGAAAAAGUCCAGCGAGACGGUGGCGAAUGGUUCUGAUUCGACAGUCAUCAUCAACGAGGAAGCUAGCACAUCAGUGACCGAAAACGACUUUAAAGCGACUAGCAGAUCAGAAGACCUUGUCGUCGACGACAAACCUGUUAGUGUUCCUGAGUCAAUGCCUGAGUUUCGUCAGUGUCGAUUUAAACAAUGCGAUAUACUGUCAAAGUUAUUUCCUCAUCAGCGAAAGGAGGCUUUGGAAUUGGUGCUUCAAGGCUGUAACGGCGACCUGACGAAAGCGAUCGAACAUUUCCUCUGUUUGCAAGAUUCAGCGCACAACACUAAUACAAAGGCGUCUAUUAUCUCCUCAGCUAUGAAUGCCGAAAAUGAGUUCGCUUCAUGGAACUCAACAUCCCUCAAGGAGUGCUUCCAGAAUCAAAUGAACUUGCGAUACCCAGGCUCUCUUUUCAACAUGACCACGUUUUCGCCCCUGUGCGCAGCGAAUGUUGGAUGCGGUCAAUUUCCGAGCAUAGCAGCGCCACCACCGUUCAACGGACUAAUUGACACGUCCAACCCUCUGUUUCAUUCAUCGUUUUACUCGACCUUGCCAAAUCAGUGGAACAGUAAUCUGAGAACAUCGUCAUCGGUCGUUCAUCUGCCGCAGCUAUUCGGCACGCCAUCGCUCAGUGGUUCCAGAAACAUGCUGAUCGCUUCCGGUCAACCAAUCAGCUCGAUAGCCGCCCCUCGAGUUAUCAACGUUGGCAUUACCAUACCAAAAAUGGUGGACAGCGCGCAAUCAAUACGUGAAUUUUCGGUACGCUCCGGCGAAGAAUGCGGGGGAUCUUCAAUAACUCUUCCCAGCUUGAAGCAGUGA
Molecule: messenger RNA, 1185 nt
Organism: Soboliphyme baturini
Lineage: Eukaryota; Metazoa; Nematoda; Enoplea; Dioctophymatida; Soboliphymatidae
Source: the annotation of a GenBank genome assembly